AUGACCAGCAACAAAGCAUUCUCUUUUGAGCUUAACAAAAACAUAGGGGGAAAAGUGAAGUUUGGAAAUGGCUCUUGCCUGAGAAUAGUUGGAAAGGGAUCGAUGCUGUUUCAAAGUAAAACAAUUGAGCAGAAAAUUGUAUCAGAUAUCUACUAUAUACCUGAGCUCAAGGGCAACAUUCUGUUUCUAGGACAAGCCACCGAAGCUGGAUGUGACGUCAGAAUGAGGCAGGAUUACUUGACUCUACAUGAUCCGAGUGGAAGACUCUUGGUGAAGACUCGACAAAGCUUUCUAAAAGCAUCGAUGUUCCGAGCUUCAAGGCCGCUGGAACUUCUUCACGCAGAUUUGUGUGGUCCGAUCUCACCACCAACUAUCGCUGAGAAAAGUGAGGCAUUUGAAAGAUUUAAGGCGUUCAAAGAGCUGGUUGAAAAGGAGCUUGGAAGAGCAAUAUUGACUCUUAGAACCAACAGAGGAGGAGAGCUUACCUCUAGGGAGUUCUAUGAGUUUUGCGAAUCAAAGGGGAUCAAGAGGCAUCUCACAGCUCCCUACACAUCACAACAAAACGGUGUAGUAGAGAGGAGAAACCGAACUCUAAUGGAGAUGACUAGGAGCAGUCUCAAGGCUAUGAACGUGGAAGCUGUCAAUCUCAAGAAGCUGGAUGAUAAGUCACAUAUGCUAGUACACCUUGAGAUUGAGCCAGAAUCCAAGGCGUAUAGACUCUAUAAUCCAGAGACAAGGAGAAUUACGGUGAGUUGUGAUGUGGUUUUCGAUGAAAAGGCAAGCUGGAAUUGGAACAAACCAAGAGAUGGAUCAGGAAGGGAUCCAGGGAUGUUUCAGAUGAGGUAG
Molecule: messenger RNA, 846 nt
Organism: Eutrema salsugineum
Lineage: Eukaryota; Viridiplantae; Streptophyta; Magnoliopsida; Brassicales; Brassicaceae
Exons: 4
Coding region: 1-846 (281 amino acids)
Biological process (GO): DNA integration
Molecular function (GO): nucleic acid binding
Source: RefSeq, a predicted model, not a curated record